AUGGCUUUCGAAGAACCAUUUCAGAAAUCAGUUAGCUUGCGUAGUCAGUCAGAUAAAAUAGACUGUCUACUCGUGCACUACCUCGACCUAAUUGAUCGAUACGAAAAACUCCGGAAAUCACUUUGUAAACUUCAGAGCUCAGUGCUUCAAAACAUUUCCAAAGCUAAUUUCAAUGCGAAUAGAGGUAUAAGAUAUGGAGAGGACCUCUACGAUACACGAAUGCAAGCAUUACGGUUGUGCAGUAUCAGUAAGGAUGAAAAAAAUGGCACUUCGAUAUUUACUGUAGAUGCCCCCACUCAACCAGACUUGAAAAUUGAUUUGGAACCUCACGAUAUAGGCACAAAAGAACAUGGUAGAGAAACCAAAGGUUGUCCCGAUAAAAUGAAUGAGAAUAAAGGUGUAACAAAUGACUUUCUAGUUAACAGAAAUGCAAUCCGUAUGUUUGGGAUUCUAACACCUCAGGCACUACGUCUCGCUCAAACCGAUUCCGUAAAGAUGGUGGAAGAAAUCAUACCAAAAAUAGCUACGGUAAACGCAGAAAUGAUAAAACUUGAGGUUGAAAUCUACCGAGCUUGUGAGCUCAAAGCCAUUUCCGUGUCAGGAUAG
Messenger RNA from Blumeria graminis f. sp. triticale, 606 nucleotides. NCBI's taxonomy places the organism in Eukaryota, Fungi, Ascomycota, Leotiomycetes, Helotiales, Erysiphaceae. The record is from the annotation of a GenBank genome assembly.